CAGCAGCCUUAUCAUUAUCAGAGCAUACGCGGUGGUAGCGCAAUCACGAACAACGAGCAUCGCCGUUGCACCGAUCUGCGCGAUCGUUUCUCGGGGCGUCGUCACGUCGCCGAGAAGUAUUACGAUUGUCUGCAAUGUGCCGAGCAGUGUCGUCACGUGGACAACAACCCCAGCAGUGGGGGAAACAACAACAAUAACUACAGUAACAACAAUAACGGCGGCAAGAACGAGAGCGGGGCCGCCGUCGUUAACCAUCGGAUUCGCGGUAAUUACCGUUUGCCUGCUUCAGGCGCGGAGUUGUAUCUUGACGAGGAGGCACCGAUGUCUUCGCCCGACGAGCUCAGGAGAAUUCGGAGCACCAGGAACAGCUUGAGCAAGUCCUUGGCGAGGCAUCAGUCCGCGCAUCUUACACCAGUCAAGAAGAGAUCGUCGCUGGCUCGACCGGUUCGCGUUCAUGACUCCUUUGUACAACCCAGACGGGCGAUGGCCGAGGAGGAUGGUUAUCGGGACCCACAGCGGGAUCAACAGACGACGAGUUCGUGCAAGAAUCCGUGGUGGUGGCAGGAGCGCCGGGAUUAUCAGGAGCCUAAUACGUCGAGCUACGCCUAUCAUCGGGACGCCGAGGACGGUAACGCCAGUUGGCCUAUUCGACUGCGCCUCGAGCAGAUGUUGGAGCUGACGUUGCCGCAGACUAAACGUAAGAAGAAGAAGAAGAAGAAGAAAAAGACGGCGACAACCACGGCGACGAUGAUGCUGAUGAAGCAGCAGCAGCGCGGCAGGCACAGCUUCAAGGACACCGAGAGGCUCCUCAAAGUACUCAGCAUUAACAAUGUGGACCAAGAUAAUAGGUACAACGUCAAGCGAUGUUCCGUCAUGUAGAGAUUAGCGUAAAAGAUAGAGA
Pogonomyrmex barbatus (red harvester ant) is the source of this 901-nucleotide messenger RNA. RefSeq lists its product as uncharacterized. The record is from RefSeq and is a predicted model, not a curated record. NCBI's taxonomy places the organism in Eukaryota, Metazoa, Arthropoda, Insecta, Hymenoptera, Formicidae.